UCAUAGCAAAGGGAAGUGAUGGAACUGAGGUCUUCUUGGGCCUGAGGGAUGAUGGCACUGAAGUAGCAGUUAAGAGAAUGACCCGAAUAAACUAUCAAGUUCUCAAGACUGAGGAGGAAUURCUACGUCUUCCUAAACUUGAUAAUCCCUACAUUGUAAGAUAUGUUGACUUUGCCGAMGAUACAAUCUUUGGCUACCUUGUUCUUCAGCUGUGCGAAUACACCUUGGAUGAAUACAUCAAAGACCACUUACCAAAGGACAACCCURAUGUUCUGAAGGAAAUUGUACAUGAUGUUCUCUCUAGUCUAGGAGUGCUUCACAGAAAAGACACCAACAUACUCCACAGGGAUAUCAAACCCCAGAAUGUUUUGAUAGAUGUUACCGGCAGGGCAAGAUUAGCMGAUUUUGGUAUAAGUCGACAAUUGACCACGGGACAAACAACUGUAAAAACAAGAAGUGCCGGAACAAAAUGCUGGAUGGCCAGGGAAACUUUGGAUGAAGACAGCGAUAUCAGAUAUAAGCGGAGCACUGAUAUUCAGGUGGUUGGGAUGUUGACAUAUUACAUKCUCUCUGGUGGACACCACCCCUUUGGCAGAGGUCCUCGAUGUGAGAGCAACAUUCUGGAUGGGCAGUACAAUCUGGAUAACGUUGUAGAUGAGGUUGCAAAGGACCUCAUUGAGUGGAUGAUCAACGAAGACCCAAAAAAGAGYCCUACUGUGGAGGAGACCUUGGAUCACCCCUACUUCUGGGACGAGGAGAGGAGAGWUGAGUACUUGAGAAGAAUUGGGAAUGAGAAGGAGGUCGGGAAGUAUAGUGAUGCUGACCCAAAACUUCUAGAAGCUCUGAAACAAAGUGCCAUGGAGAGAACCUUCUGUCAGUGGAAAUCCAAGCUGCCSUCUGAAUUGAUGAAAAAGAUGGAUGGCAGAAAGCCCUACCCUGAGAACAUGUUGGGGUUACUACGUUUCAUACGCAACCUCCAUGAGCACUAUGCUGAGGAUUUAGAAUCUGUUGACCUGAUGAAAAUGUUCCCUGGUCUCUUUGGAUGUGUCUACGUGUUGGCCAAGGAACGGGGCUGGAAUUCGAGGCCUGGUCUGAAAAACAUGUUUCAGAGAGAUCUAAGCUCAUGAUUCUGAAAUGUAAACUGUCUGUCAUUUUAAACUGAUGAAAUAUGAACUAAUGUCAUACUCAAGACUCUUUGUAACUAGAGCCAGUGAUCUGUGUUAAGGACAUUUUAUAUUCUACAUUUUCACUGAUAGACCUAAUAUACAUAUGAUUUUUACAAACCAAGAUUACAUGGUUGUAGCAUACCUAUUAUGGGGGAUUUGAAUGUAAAUUAUAACCUUGUGAAAUCUUCAUCAGGCUAUUUGUMUACUUAUUACACAAAGCAUUGAUAUGAUAGCAAUGACUUGUCAACUUUAUUGUUCAUACAGUAGUUUUUUUUAAAGGUAUCUAGUAGGUUUCAUCCAGUGUUGUCCACUUUUUUUCUUUUUUUCUCCAUUUUAACACAGCUGUUAGACAWCAUAAAAUAUGCCUCAGUGACACUUCUACUCUAACAUCUCAAACAUUCAUGGUUGUUUUUAUUUGAAGGUUUACGGGAUUUGUAAUAAUAUGAAUUAUCUGGAUGAGAUCUUCUAGAGAUGUCUGGAUCAAAGUGUUUACAUUCUACAAUUAAAAAAAAAUAUAUAUCUGUGUAUUGCUUGGUAUGAAAAGGAAGUCUACCAAGUGUGCAUUGAAUCAACUGUAUUGCUCUCUCUAUUCAGUGAUUCAAUCAAGGAGCUCUGACGCCCUUUUGUGGAUAGAACUGAGAAUCAUCAGUUUCUAUAAAUUGAACACCACAAAAGAAUCCAGCAAGUCUCAAUAUAAUAAAAGGUAUCAAAUA
Messenger RNA from Salvelinus sp. IW2-2015, 1879 nucleotides. Its product is annotated as serine/threonine-protein kinase/endoribonuclease IRE1. Gene Ontology annotation, biological process: protein phosphorylation; mRNA processing; intrinsic apoptotic signaling pathway in response to endoplasmic reticulum stress. NCBI's taxonomy places the organism in Eukaryota, Metazoa, Chordata, Actinopteri, Salmoniformes, Salmonidae. Gene Ontology annotation, molecular function: protein serine/threonine kinase activity; RNA endonuclease activity; ATP binding. The record is from RefSeq and is a predicted model, not a curated record. Gene Ontology annotation, cellular component: IRE1-TRAF2-ASK1 complex.